Entamoeba invadens IP1 is the source of this 573-nucleotide messenger RNA. RefSeq lists its product as hypothetical. Bases 1 to 573 code for a protein of 190 amino acids. The transcript has a single exon. NCBI's taxonomy places the organism in Eukaryota, Evosea, Mastigamoebida, Endamoebidae. The record is from RefSeq and is a predicted model, not a curated record.
AUGUCCAAAGUCAGUACGAUCCGUGAAGCACAAAAGCAUAGAAGAGAGCGCAAUAUCCAAGUAGAGCUCGAGUGUGUCCUUAUUGCACUUCUCUCUCACAAAUACUCCUUUGUCAUCUCCCGUCCCCAAAAAAAGUCCCGCCUCACUUUAGAAUUUGUCAAAAUCAAAACCAUCAUCAGAACAGACGAACCAGACUUCGCUUUUGACGUUCAGAAACACUUGAAAGCACGAAGCAUGAAAUGGGCAAAUAUAAUGUACGGGGACGGCGUCGCUAAACUAACAGCUACACGUCGGUCAAUGUUAAUGAAACGAAACGACGUAGUUCACUUGUUAGAGGAUCUACUGUUCGAAGACAACAUAACAACGUUUUGUCAAAAAGAAAACAGAGAAGGUAUUGUAGGGAGUGUUGCCAUAAACUUUUACAAUGAAUUUUUGCUCCCACACGAAGAGAUAUCAAAGACAGGAAAUGCAAUAUGGAAUUACUUUAUGCAAAGACUUGAGUCGACUCUCCAGACCACCAUUGAAAGUGGAAAUCUCGACAAAUUUAUGCCCUGUUUUGUGUUUGAAAAUUAG